This is a messenger RNA of Cyprinodon variegatus (sheepshead minnow), 3057 nucleotides long. RefSeq names its product voltage-dependent calcium channel subunit alpha-2/delta-1-like. Gene Ontology annotation, cellular component: L-type voltage-gated calcium channel complex. The transcript is spliced from 34 exons. Gene Ontology annotation, molecular function: voltage-gated calcium channel activity. NCBI's taxonomy places the organism in Eukaryota, Metazoa, Chordata, Actinopteri, Cyprinodontiformes, Cyprinodontidae. Bases 223 to 3042 code for a protein of 939 amino acids. The record is from RefSeq and is a predicted model, not a curated record.
AGGAGGGAGUGUGAGACAGAGACGGUAGGAGAUCUCCGUGCAGGUACCUGUUAGAGCGCAGGAUGAUCAGAUUAAAGGUGUCAGGGUUUGUUAAUCUGUGAGGGAGGAACAGGCUUCGCCACUUGCACACAUCGCCCCAUUCAUCGCCAGCGACGGGAAGCGGAGGAGAUUGGAUACUGACGCGCAUCGGGGAAUUUCCCCCCUUUUUCUCUUCCCUAUACAAUGGACACCUGCAGGGUACCAACCUGGAUAUGCCUUCUUCUGCUGUGGCAGGAGGGAUGUUUGGCAUCCCAGUUCCCCACACAGCUCAUGAUUAAAGAAUGGGUUGAGCAAAUGCAGAAAGAGCUUGUCACCUUGGCAGACACAGCCACAGCUGGGAAGAGCCUUACCGAGAUUUUUCUGAGAAACAGGAACCUCUAUACUGUAGAGCAAAAUGAUGCAGAAGAGCUGGUGGCCAGAGCAGCCAGGAACAUAGAACAGCUGUUGCAGAAGAGGUCUGCUGCCUUGGAGAAACUGGCCACAGCUGCUGAAGUGUUCCAGAAGGAGCAUGUUUGGAAAGAUGAAUUUGAGGCUGAUGAAAUUUCCUACUACAACGCAAAAGACAAUCUGGAUGCAAAUGAGACAGAGGGAAGAAAAUACAGGAUUCGACCAGACUUUAAAGAGGACCCUUCAUUCAAACGUUUAACUGAUCACAACCAUACAGCUGUCCAUAUUCCUACUGACAUCUAUGAUGGCUCUACUAUUGUACUGAAUGAGCUCAACUGGACAGAGGCAUUAGAGGAUGUCUUUAAAAAGAACAGAGAGGAUGAUCCAACACUCCUCUGGCAGGUGUUCGGCAGUGCUACAGGCCUAGCCCGCUACUAUCCAGCCUCUCCGUGGAUGGAUGCUCGCAAAACUCCCAGCAAAAUUGAUCUGUAUGAUGUCCGCAGGAGGCCAUGGUAUAUUCAAGGGGCUGCUUCACCCAAAGAUAUGCUAAUCCUUGUGGAUGCAAGUGGGAGUGUCUCUGGUUUAACCCUCAAACUAAUCAGAACAUCUGUCAGUGAGAUGCUGGAGACACUGUCUGAUGAUGACUAUGUAAAUGUUGUUUAUUUUAACACCAGGGUGAAGAACACAGCCUGUUUUGACCAUCUGGUUCAGGCUAACGUGAGGAACAAAAAGCUACUGAAAGAUGCAGUGCAAAACAUUACAGCCAAAGGAAUUACAAAUUACACAAAAGGCUUUGAGUUUGCUUUUGAGCAGCUUAAUAUGACUAAUGUGAGCAGAGCAAACUGCAACAAGAUCAUCAUGCUUUUUACGGACGGUGGAGAGGAACGAGCUCAGUCCAUACUGAAAAAAUAUAAUUCAGACAAAAAGGUCAGAAUCUUCACCUUCUCAGUCGGACAACACAACUAUGAUAAAGGACCCAUUCAGUGGAUGGCCUGCUCCAACAAAGGUUACUUCUAUGAGAUUCCUUCCAUCGGAGCCAUCAGAAUUAACACACAGGAAUACCUGGAUGUCUUAGGAAGGCCCAUGGUGCUAGCAGACAAACAAGCCAAACAAGUCCAGUGGACUAAUGUAUAUCUUGACGCUCUGGAACUUGGUCUGGUUAUCACUGGAACAUUGCCUGUUUUCAAUAGAACAAAGACGGUUGAUGACAAGAACAAAGAGAUUCAGAAUCAGUUAAUUUUGGGUGUAAUGGGAAUUGAUGUAUCACUUGAUGACAUCAAGAAACUCACACCACGCUUCACGAUUGGUCCCAAUGGAUACUACUUUGCUAUUGAUCCUAAUGGAUAUGUCCUGCUGCACCCAAAUCUCCAACCAAAGAAUCCUAAAUUUCAGGAGCCUGUGACCCUGGACUUCCUUGAUGCAGAGCUGGAAAAUGACAUAAAAGUUGAGAUUAGAAGAAUGAUGAUUGAUGGGGAGAUAGGAGAAAGAACUAUUGACACUUUAGUGAAAACUCAAGAUGAGAGAUAUAUAGACAGAGGGGUCAGAACCUACACAUGGGCUCCAGUCAAUGAAACAGAUUACAGCCUGGCUCUUGUUUUACCUAAAUAUAGUGAAAACUUCAUUCAAGCUAAACUUGGGGAUGAUAUAAAACAAGCCAUCUCUAUAGAGACUAUCCAGCUGGAGAAGUUUGACAAUUUUGGUUACACCUACAUAGCUCCAAGGGAAUACUGCAAAGAGUUGAAGCUGUCACUCAACAACACCCAGUUUCUACUCGACUUCCACCAGUACAUUGAUAAAAGUACUGCAGAUGCAUGCAAUGAGUCACUAGUGAAACGACUCAUCCUUGAUGCAGGUCUGACAGCUGAACUGGUUAAAGUUUGGAAAGAGCAGUUAGUGGAUGGAACGGUGGCAAGGUUUGUCGCAACAGAUGGAGGAAUCACUAGAGUUUUUCCAAGAAGUGCUGGAGAAGAAUGGACAGAGAAUCCUGAGACAUAUGAGUCCAGCUUCUACAAAAGGACUUUGGACAAUGAAAUAUAUAUAUUCACAGCCCCAUCUUUCAACGCAGAGUUCAGGGAGCCUAUAUCUGAAUCCGGGAUCCUGGUGAGCAAAGCCAUAGACCUUUUCAUCGACGAUGUCAUGCUUAAACCAGCAGUGGUGGGAAUAAAACUCAAUGUCUCCUUCUGGAUGAGCAGUUUUAUCAAUGCAACUCUGAAAAUUAACUGUAAGGAUGAGAUUUGUGGCUGUCUCAGGAAUGACAAGCAUGUGGACUGUGUAAUAUUGGAUGAUGGAGGCUUUCUUCUCAUGUCAAAUCAAGAGGAGUAUAUUUCCCUGAUAGGUCAGUUCUUCGGUGAGGUAGAUCCAGUGCUGAUGAUAAACUUAGUCAACACAUCCCUAUACUCCUUCAAAAAGACAUAUGACUAUCAGUCUGUGUGUGACCCAGAAAAAGACAACAAGGCGGCUGCAGGACUGCGCUCCAUAUAUGUGCCUACUAUUGCAGAUUUCCUCAGCAUAGGCUGGUGGGCCUCCAAUGCUGCUUGGUCAAUACUUCGACAGCUGUUGUUUGGUCUUCUGUUCCCAAACCUUGUAGAAGAAGGUAAGGCCAAUAGUUUUUUUUAGCAUUUUUGAACUAAC